UGGGCCAGAGGCUGUCCUAGAGGUUGCCUGGAGUUUCCUGCCACAUGGACCUCUCCAUAGGCAGUUCAGAGAAUGACAGCUUGCUUUGUCAAGGCCAUUAGGAGUGCAAGAGUGAGUCUUCUAGCAAGAUAGAGUCUUAUAUAAUGUAACAUAAUCAAGGAAAUGAUAUCGUGUUACUUUUUUUGUAUUCUAUUGGUUGGAAACAAGUCAAAGUCCUCAUCUCCAUUCAUGGGAAGGGAUUACAUAAAGGUGUAAAAUACCGGGAAGCAGGUAGAGCAGGAGGACUAGCUUAGAGUCUAUCUGCCCAAUAACUCUCGCAGUCCCAAUAUGGAAGGUGAGAAGGUAGAAUGGGUUCUGGUCCUUAAGUUACCAAGGCUGAGUCAGUGGGUUCUCCUGCCAGAGACUGUUGAUCUGUAAUGAUGAUGCAACUAUGAAGAGAGGGUUAGAAUUACUUUGCAGGGGUGCACAGUAGCAGCGCAGCUCAUUGCCUGGUGGUUGUGACAGCAGUGUCCUGAGAUUGUCCCUGAGGUGCAGUCUGUGGGGGCUCCUUGUUUCCUGCCAGUUACAUAAGCCUUUUUCUCCUAUCUCUGUUCAGCUCUGUGAUGCAUUCUAUGUAGCCUUCUAAGAAAUUACCCCUUAGGCUUAAGAUAGUCAGAGUUGUUUCUGUUAUUUGUAACUAAGGAUGUGACAGACCCUGUACAUGUAGCUGGAAUAAUUAUAAAUAGUUGUCACAGCAUGGAUUAAUGAGAGAAGGAGAGGGAGGUAGAGGCCAGAUUUGGAUGGCCUUGCCAGCCAUAGUAAGUUUAUACUUCAUCUUGAGAUUCAUUUAACUGUUUUUUGUUUUUUUUUUUGAGAUGGAAUCUCACUCUGUCGCCCAGGCUGGAGUUCAGUGGCGUGAUCUUGGCUCACUGCAAGCUCCACCUCCCGGGUUCACUUCAUUCUCCCGCCUCAGCCUCCCGAGUAGCUGGGACUACAGGCGCCUGCCAUCACGCCCAGCUAAUUUUUUGUAUUUUUAGCAGAGACAGGGUUUCACCGUGUUAGCCAGGAUGGUCUUGAUCUCCUGACCUCAUUAUCUACCUGCCUUGGCCUCCCAAAGUGCUGGGAUUACAGGAGUGAGCCGCCAUGCCCGGCCUCAUUUAACUGUUUUUUUUUUUUUUUUUUUUUUUUUUGAGACGGAGUCUUGCUCUGUCACCCGGGCUGGAGUGCAGUGGCAAGAUCUUGGCUCACUGCAAGCUCUGCCUCCCGGGUUCAUGCAGUUCUCAGCCUCCCGAGUAGCUGGGACUACAGGCGCCCACCACCACGCCUGGCUAAUUUUUUUGUAUUUUUAGUAGAGACGGGGUUUCACUGUGUUAGCCAGGAUGGUCUUGAUCUCCUAACUUCAUGAUCUGCCUGCCUUGGCCUCCCAAAGUGCUGGGAUUAUAGGCGUGAGCCACUGCACCCGGUCCAUUUAAUGGUUUUAAGCAAGCAAGUAACAUAUAGGAAGAGUCUUGUGAGGGCUUUUUGAAGGAUGAGUUUGAAGACAAUGAGACUGGCAUAAGUGAACCAGUUAGAAGGUUUUCCCAGUCAAGUAGGUGAGGGAAGAUGAGACUUGAGGUGGUGCCAAUGGGACUGAAAGAGGAGGCAGAUUGGAGAAAUAGUGAGGUUAUAGAGGCAAUAAGACUUGUUCAUUUAUUGGAUGUGAGGAAAGGACAAGGAAGGAGUCCAGAUGAUUUCCAGGUUUCUGGUUGAGGCAACUGGAUGGGUGGUAAGGAACUGGGACAGGGAAUAGAGGAGCAGGCUGGUGACAGGCUGUAGAGCACAUUGGUUAUGUGGGUCCUCCCGUCCUCCCAGAAGGAAUCCAUCACUUUUUCCACUUUUAUAGGUGUUUCCACACUGUCUUUCUGUCCGGAUCUGACAGACCUGGGUUUGAAUCCUGGCUUUGGACUUAUAAACUGUGUGAUGUUGAGCAUAUUACGUAAUUUGAGCCUAUUUCCUCAACUGUAAAAUGGAAAUACAACUUACUUCUUGUUUGUGUAUGUCUGAAUUGAAUGCACAGUGUGUGGUAUCCAGUGGGCACUCCAUAGUGUUGGGUAUUUUUAUUACUCAGAAAGAGGUCAGGGAAGAGGCCCAGGACAAAUGGGUGAAGGCUUUAAGCAAGGCUUCUAGGUCAAAAGAGGAAAAACACAACAUGUGGCAGACCAGCUGAAGCCAGAGGGAGGCCAGAGCUGAGCUACCACCACAUGUUGCUGAGCAGAUGAGUCACUGCAGGCAGCAGGUCAGGCUACCCAGGCCACAGCAGACUGGGCUGGGCUUUACACGAUGACUUCAUUGUAUGCCGUUUUUGUCCUCUCCUCCUCCCAGAAGGAAUCCAUCACUUUUUCCACUUUUAUACGCGUUUCCACACUGUCUUACUGUCCGGAAAGAGCAAACACGGUGGAAAGGGACAGAAGAGCCAGAAUUCCGUCUAGUUUGAUCACUGAUUUUCUGGGUGACCUGGUGCAUUUCACUUCGCCUCAGUCUCUUUAUCUGUAAUAUGAGAAUGCGCAGAUUUGCCUCCUGAGUGUGAUAUGAGAAUUAGGUGAGGGUUGGCAGGCACUAAAUAAAAAGGCAUGCAUUAGCCUUCUAUUCAUUAGUUGUGUUAUUCUGUCUCCUUCCUGCUCCCGGCCCCUCUCUCCCUAGUUCCUUGAGGACACCGAUCGACUCGAACUCAUUUUUGGGUCCCUAGCACUGAGCUUGGCCCGGCAGUUUCAUGAACGGAUGAAUGAAAGAUUCAAUGGGAGUCCGCAGCCGCUGCCGGCGCGCCGAGAGUCCCGCCCCCUUCUGGUCCUCCGACUGCGCGCCAGGGCCACGGGCGGGUCCUUUGCGACCGUUCGCUGGCGCGUGCGCGGGAGGCGGCGCGCGGCCGGAGGUGGCGGGCGGGCUCCCGGUGCGCGCGCGUGAGGGGCGGGGCCGGCCGAAGGCUGGCUGUAGGCAGGCGACUGAGCCGGUGGCGGGUGGCCUUCCCAGCGUGUGCCGGGUGGGAGAAGGCGAGGCGGCAGCGAUGCUGUCUCUUCCGUGAGGAGCGCAGAGGAGGUCGCAGCGCCGGAGGCCCCAGAAGGCUCGAAGGCGCCGCGGGCUGGGGUCGGUGGCUUAGGGCGCCCGCCCGGCCAUGGUGGCCGCGGGCGGUGGUUGGCGCGGCUGCGCUGCGGCCCGGGGCAGUGCGGAGCCGGGACAGUCGCGGCGCUGACGCCGGCGGGCCCCAGCUGCAGAUAUGAAGCGGAGCCGCUGCCGCGACCGACCGCAGCCGCCGCCCCCCGACCGCCGGGAGGAUGGAGUUCAGCGGGCGGCGGAGCUGCCCCAGUCUUUGCCGUCGCGCCGGCGAGCGCCGCCCGGGAGGCAGCGGCUGGAGGAGCGGACGGGCCCCGCGGGGCCCGAGGGCAAGGAGCAGGAUGUAGUAACUGGACUUAGUCCCCUGCUCUUCAGGAAACUCAGUAAUCCUGACAUAUUUUCAUCCACUGGAAAAGUUAAACUUCAGCGACAACUGAGUCAGGAUGAUUGUAAGUUAUGGAGAGGAAACCUGGCCAGCUCUCUGUCGGGUAAGCAGCUGCUCCCUUUGUCCAGCAGUGUACAUAGCAGUGUGGGACAGGUGACUUGGCAGUCGUCAGGAGAAGCAUCAAACCUGGUUCGAAUGAGAAACCAGUCCCUUGGACAGUCUGCGCCUUCUCUUACUGCUGGCCUGAAGGAGUUGAGCCUUCCAAGAAGAGGCAGCUUUUGUCGGACAAGUAACCGCAAGAGCUUGAUUGUGACCUCUAGCACAUCACCUACACUACCACGGCCACACUCACCACUCCAUGGCCACACAGAGACAAGAUCUCCCUGUAUUGUCCAGACUGAUCUUGAACUCCUGGGCUCAAACAGUCCUCCAUCUUCAGCCUCCCAAAGUGCAGGGAUUACAGGCAUGAGCCACCAUGCCCAGCCAAGUAACAGUCCUUUGGACAGCCCCCGGAAUUUCUCUCCAAAUGCACCUGCUCACUUUUCUUUUGUUCCUGCCCGUAGCCAUAGCCACAGAGCUGACAGGACUGAUGGGCGGCGCUGGUCUUUGGCCUCUUUGCCCUCUUCAGGAUAUGGAACUAACACUCCUAGCUCCACUGUCUCAUCAUCAUGUUCCUCACAGGAAAAGCUGCAUCAGUUGCCUUUCCAGCCUACAGCUGAUGAGCUGCACUUUUUGACGAAGCAUUUCAGCACAGAGAGCGUACCAGAUGAGGAAGGGCGGCAGUCCCCAGCCAUGCGGCCUCGCUCCCGGAGCCUCAGUCCCGGACGAUCCCCAGUUUCCUUUGAUAGUGAAAUAAUAAUGAUGAAUCAUGUGUACAAAGAAAGAUUCCCAAAGGCCACCGCACAAAUGGAAGAGCGACUAGCAGAGUUUAUUUCCUCCAACACUCCAGACUGCGUGCUGCCCUUGGCAGAUGGAGCCCUGAGCUUUAUUCAUCAUCAAGUGAUUGAGAUGGCCCGAGACUGCCUGGAUAAAUCUCGGAGUGGCCUCAUUACAUCACAAUACUUCUACGAACUUCAAGAGAAUUUGGAAAAACUUUUACAAGAUGCUCAUGAGCGCUCAGAGAGCUCAGAAGUGGCUUUUGUGAUGCAGCUGGUGAAAAAGCUGAUGAUUGUCAUUGCCCGCCCAGCACGUCUCCUGGAAUGCCUGGAGUUUGACCCUGAAGAGUUCUACCACCUUUUAGAAGCAGCUGAGGGCCACGCCAAAGAGGGACAAGGGAUUAAAUGUGACAUUCCCCGCUACAUCGUUAGCCAGCUGGGCCUCACACGGGAUCCCCUAGAGGAAAUGGCCCAGUUGAGCAGCUGUGACAGUCCUGACACUCCAGAGACAGAUGAUUCUAUUGAGGGCCGUGGGACAUCUCUGCCAUCUAAAAAGACACCCUCUGAAGAGGACUUCGAGACCAUUAAGCUCAUCAGCAAUGGCGCCUAUGGGGCUGUAUUCCUGGUGCGGCACAAGUCCACCCGGCAGCGCUUUGCCAUGAAGAAGAUCAACAAGCAGAACCUGAUCCUACGGAACCAGAUCCAGCAGGCCUUCGUGGAGCGUGACAUACUGACUUUCGCUGAGAACCCCUUUGUGGUCAGCAUGUUCUGCUCCUUUGAGACCAAGCGCCACUUGUGCAUGGUGAUGGAGUACGUUGAAGGGGGAGAUUGUGCCACUCUGCUGAAGAAUAUUGGGGCCCUGCCUGUGGACAUGGUGCGUCUAUACUUUGCGGAAACUGUGCUGGCCCUGGAGUACUUACACAACUAUGGCAUCGUACACCGUGACCUCAAGCCUGACAACCUCCUAAUUACAUCCAUGGGGCACAUCAAGCUCACGGACUUUGGACUGUCCAAAAUUGGCCUCAUGAGUCUGACAACUAACUUGUAUGAGGGUCAUAUUGAAAAGGAUGCCCGGGAAUUCCUGGACAAGCAGGUAUGCGGGACCCCAGAAUACAUUGCGCCUGAGGUGAUCCUGCGCCAGGGCUAUGGGAAGCCAGUGGACUGGUGGGCCAUGGGCAUUAUCCUGUAUGAGUUCCUGGUGGGCUGCGUCCCUUUUUUUGGAGAUACUCCGGAGGAGCUCUUUGGGCAAGUGAUCAGUGAUGAGAUUGUGUGGCCUGAGGGUGAUGAUGCACUGCCCCCAGACGCCCAGGACCUCACCUCCAAACUGCUCCACCAGAACCCUCUGGAGAGACUGGGCACAGGCAGUGCCUAUGAGGUGAAGCAGCACCCAUUCUUUACUGGUCUGGACUGGACAGGACUUCUCCGCCAGAAGGCUGAAUUUAUUCCUCAGUUGGAGUCAGAGGACGAUACUAGCUAUUUUGACACCCGCUCAGAGCGAUACCACCACAUGGACUCGGAGGAUGAGGAAGAAGUGAGUGAGGAUGGCUGCCUUGAGAUCCGCCAGUUCUCUUCCUGCUCUCCAAGGUUCAGCAAGGUGUACAGCAGCAUGGAGCGGCUCUCACUGCUCGAGGAGCGCCGGACACCACCGCCGACCAAGCGCAGCCUGAGUGAGGAGAAGGAGGACCGCUCAGAUGGCCUGGCAGGGCUCAAAGGCCGAGACCGGAGCUGGGUGAUUGGCUCCCCUGAGAUAUUACGGAAGCGGCUGUCAGUGUCUGAGUCGUCCCACACAGAGAGUGACUCAAGCCCUCCAAUGACAGUGCGACGCCGCUGCUCGGGCCUCCUGGAUGCGCCUCGGUUCCCAGAGGGCCCUGAGGAGGCCAGCAGCACCCUCAGGAGGCAACCACAGGAGGGUAUAUGGGUCCUGACACCCCCCUCUGGAGAGGGGGUAUCUGGGCCUGUCACUGAACCCUCGGGGGAGCAGCGGCCGAAGCUGGAUGAGGAAGCUGUGGGUCGGAGCAGUGGUUCCAGUCCAGCUAUGGAGACCCGAGGCCGUGGGACCCCACAGCUGGCUGAGGGAGCCACAGCCAAGGCCAUCAGUGACCUGGCUGUGCGUAGGGCCCGCCACCGGCUGCUCUCUGGGGACUCAACAGAGAAGCGCACCGCUCGCCCUGUCAACAAAGUGAUCAAGUCCGCCUCAGCCACAGCCCUCUCACUCCUCAUUCCAUCGGAACACCACACCUGCUCCCCGUUGGCCAGCCCUAUGUCCCCACAUUCUCAGUCGUCCAACCCAUCAUCCCGGGACUCUUCUCCAAGUAGGGACUUCUUGCCAGCCCUUGGCAGCAUGAGGCCUCCCAUCAUUAUCCACCGAGCUGGCAAGAAGUAUGGCUUCACCCUGCGGGCCAUUCGCGUCUACAUGGGUGACUCCGAUGUCUACACCGUGCACCAUAUGGUGUGGCACGUGGAGGAUGGAGGUCCGGCCAGCGAGGCAGGGCUUCGUCAAGGUGACCUCAUCACCCAUGUCAAUGGGGAGCCUGUGCAUGGCCUGGUGCACACGGAGGUGGUGGAGCUGAUCCUGAAGAGUGGAAACAAGGUGGCCAUUUCAACAACUCCCCUGGAGAACACAUCCAUUAAAGUGGGGCCAGCUCGGAAGGGCAGCUACAAGGCCAAGAUGGCCCGAAGGAGCAAGAGGAGCCGCGGCAAAGAUGGGCAAGAAAGCAGAAAAAGGAGCUCCCUGUUCCGCAAGAUCACCAAGCAAGCAUCCCUGCUCCAUACCAGCCGCAGCCUUUCUUCCCUUAACCGCUCCUUGUCAUCAGGGGAGAGUGGGCCAGGCUCUCCCACACACAGCCACAGCCUUUCCCCCCGGUCUCCCACUCAAGGCUACCGGGUGACCCCCGAUGCUGUGCAUUCAGUGGGAGGGAAUUCAUCACAGAGCAGCUCCCCCAGCUCCAGCGUGCCCAGUUCCCCAGCCGGCUCUGGGCACACACGGCCCAGCUCCCUCCACGGUCUGGCACCCAAGCUCCAACGCCAGUACCGCUCUCCACGGCGCAAGUCAGCAGGCAGCAUCCCACUGUCACCACUGGCCCACACCCCUUCUCCCCCACCCCCAGCAGCUUCACCUCAGCGGUCCCCAUCGCCCCUGUCUGGCCAUGUAGCCCAGGCCUUUCCCACAAAGCUUCACUUGUCACCUCCCCUGGGUAGGCAACUCUCGCGGCCCAAGAGUGCGGAGCCACCCCGUUCACCACUACUCAAGAGGGUGCAGUCGGCUGAGAAACUGGCAGCAGCACUUGCCGCUUCCGAGAAGAAGCUAGCCACUUCUCGCAAGCACAGCCUUGACCUGCCCCACUCUGAACUAAAGAAGGAACUGCCGCCCAGGGAAGUGAGCCCUCUGGAGGUAGUUGGAGCCAGGGGUGUGCUAUCUGGCAAGGGGGCCCUGCCAGGGAAGGGGGUGCUGCAGCCUGCUCCCUCACGGGCCCUAGGCACCCUCCGGCAGGACCGAGCUGAACGACGGGAGUCGCUGCAGAAGCAAGAAGCCAUUCGUGAGGUGGACUCCUCAGAGGACGACACCGAGGAGGGGCCUGAGAACAGCCAGGGUGCACAGGAGCUGAGCUUGGCACCUCACCCAGAAGUGAGCCAGAGUGCGGCCCCCAAAGGAGCAGGAGAGAGUGGGGAAGAGGAUCCUUUCCCGUCCAGAGACCCUAGGAGCCCGGGCCCAGUGGUCCCAAGCCUAUUGACAGGGAUCAAACUGGGGCCUCCCAGAAUGGAAAGUCCCAGUGGUCCCCACAGGAGGCUCGGGAGCCCACAAGCCGUUGAGGAGGCUGCCAGCUCCUCCUCACCAGGCCCCAACCUGGGUAGGUCUGGAGCCACAGACCCCAUCCCUCCUGAAGGUUGCUGGAAGACACAGCACCUCCACACCCAGGCACUAACAGCACUUUCUCCCAGCACUUUGGGACUCACCCCCACCAGCAGUUGCUCUCCUCCCAGCUCCACCUCUGGGAAGCUGGGCAUGUCAUCCUGGAAAUCCCUUAUUGAGGGCCCAGACAGGGCAUCCCCAAGCAGAAAGGCAACCAUGGCAGGUGGGCUAGCCAACCUCCAGGAUUUGGAAACCACAACUCCAGCCCACCCUAAGAACCUGUCUCCCAGGGAGCAGGGGAAGACACAGCCACCUAGUGCCCCCAGACUGGCCCAUCCACCUUAUGAGGAUCCCAGCCAGGGCUGGCUAUGGGAGUCUGAGUGUGCACAAGCAGUGAAAGAGGAUCCAGCCCUGAGCAUCACCCAAGUGCCUGAUGCCUCAGGUGACAGAAGGCAGGACGUUCCAUGCCGAGGCUACCCCCUCACCCAAAAGUCUGAGCCCAGUCUCUGGAGGGGCCAAGAACCAGGGGGCCAUCAAAAGCAUCGGGAUUUGGCAUUGGUUCCAGAUGAGCUUUUAAAGCAAACAUAGCAGUUGUUUGCCAUUUCUUGCACUCAGACCUGUGUAAUAUAUGCUCCUGGAAACCA
Messenger RNA from Pongo pygmaeus (Bornean orangutan), 8820 nucleotides. It is a transcript of the gene MAST2, whose product is annotated as microtubule associated serine/threonine kinase 2. The transcript has 31 exons. Gene Ontology annotation, cellular component: microtubule cytoskeleton. NCBI's taxonomy places the organism in Eukaryota, Metazoa, Chordata, Mammalia, Primates, Hominidae. Bases 3230 to 8764 code for a protein of 1844 amino acids. The record is from RefSeq and is a predicted model, not a curated record. Gene Ontology annotation, biological process: peptidyl-serine phosphorylation; intracellular signal transduction; cytoskeleton organization. Gene Ontology annotation, molecular function: ATP binding; magnesium ion binding; protein serine/threonine kinase activity.